Molecule: messenger RNA, 920 nt
Organism: Aegilops tauschii subsp. strangulata
Lineage: Eukaryota; Viridiplantae; Streptophyta; Magnoliopsida; Poales; Poaceae
Product: mRNA export factor GLE1
Biological process (GO): poly(A)+ mRNA export from nucleus
Cellular component (GO): nuclear pore; nuclear pore cytoplasmic filaments; cytoplasm
Molecular function (GO): inositol hexakisphosphate binding; translation initiation factor binding; phospholipid binding
Source: RefSeq, a predicted model, not a curated record
AUGCCGAUGAUUUCAAUAGUCAAGAGUCGAAAUACAAAGGACAAAACCUUUGGACCGUUAGCCUUUGCUUGUGGAUAUGUAAUGCUACUAGUCACUAAUCAGGUACCAGAUGCAAUGGGUUAUCUCCUAGCCGAGUUCCACAAAGUUUGCAUGUACACAGUUCCAAAGCAUCUGCAUGCUUUAAAUGCACAAGCACAAAACCCGGAUUACUACAGGCUUAUUGGCUACCAGGAAGAAGAUGAAAAACCUCAGAGCACUGAGUCAUAUUUGGUAAAUGUUGUUGCAUACGUCAAACUGUAUGCUCAUUGUGUACAGACAGAAAUCAAGGGUGUGCCGCAUCCACAUGGCUUAGCCGAGGGAUGGAAAUGGCUUGCAGUGUUCCUCAAUACUCUCCCAGCCAUCACAGCCACUGCUUUUGCCCUUCAUGCUUUCCUCAAGAUGGCCGGUUUCGCACUUCACAAGAAAUAUGGAUCGCAGUUCAUGAAGAUCCUAGAUGUAAUAUCGCGGCGCUUCAUACCAGCUUUGAAAGAACAAGGCGUAAAGGUUCAGGCAGAGGCUGUCAGCAAUCUACAGAAUUAUCUGAACGACAAGGUUUAUCUGGAGGAGCCGGAAGGGCAGUACCUCGCCCAGCACCUGCUGUCGAAAGUGUUCAUGUGUGAAGAUCAACACCGGAUGGCUACCAGUGCUCCGGUUUCGUCGAGGGAGUAAGCUGACGUGUGGAGAAGCCCCCAAAUCGGCUGAAGAUCAUCUUAGAUGGUAAAUUCGGAUGUAGUAGAAGUGCCACUUGGUAGAGGUCACCCGAUUCGCUGUAAUUUACGUCUGCACGUACUGCAAGGCACAGGCAUAUCUUGUCUAUAUCAGAUUCAUGUCAACAUUCUUCUGAAUAUAUUUCAUCCGCGUUGACCAAGUUUGGAAUAUAC